GUAAAACAGCACUUGAUCGCCCCCUCGCGCGGACAUGACAAAUCACACUUUAGUGUGUAGUUUCACUUUUGCUGCAUGGCUUGUAAAGUGUGACGGCCUUUGAAAGGUAGCGAGAAACCGCCGUGAAACAUAUGUAAGAUGGCAGAGCCGGGCAAGACUGUGAGGGUGAGUGGUCUUCCCACAGACAUUGAGGAUAACAGGCUGAAAGACAAGCUUUGCAUCCACUUCAUGAGAGCCAGGAAUGGAGGAGGGGAAAUAAACUCUGUCACUAUUGUCAAGGCAACGCCCGUCUCUGCCCUCAUCACCUUUGAGGACAGUGGAGUGGCACAGAAAGUAAUUCAGCAUUGCAGGCACAUUCUGGAAGUGGAUGAGAAGAAGUAUGACGUUGAUGUUGUUGUUGUUACUGAGCACCGUGAAAGCCUGGACACAGACAAGGUCAUCAUAAGUUUAUCUGCAACUAUCAACCUCAGACUGCUUCCUGGGGGAAUAAUGGUCCUGACGAGCCUUCAAAAGAGCCACCCUGAUGUCCAGAUGAACUACGAUGCUACUGAGGAAUUGUGCACAUUGCAUGGCGCCUAUUCCAAAGUUCAGGCAGCUUUGGCACAACUAUUUGGCCAUCCUGAAGGCCCACAAUCAGCAGGAAUAAAAGACUCAGGUCAACCUGCCACCAGUGGCUCCAGGUCAGUCCAGAUAGCACAGAAGCCUCAUACUCAGGAGUCAGAGGAUCAGAGCAGGACAUCUUAUAAGCAAAGAGAACAACAAGAGAAAGUUCACAUUGGCAGGCCUUCUGAUGAGUACAACUCCAGCUCAAUUAGAGACCUGACACCUGGUGGUUCUGGCCGGGAAGAUAAAGGCCAGACAGAGGGUGCAGCUCUGCAGCUUCCUGUGCAUCCUACUGCAUCAGAGGAGGACUUCUCAAUAAUUGUGGAUGCCGACAUGUUCCGGUAUCUUCAGAAACACUGCCAGAAGGAAUACCAGCAUAUCCUUAGUCAGUAUGGUGUUGAUGUGGUGGAUUUGACAAUUGAGGGGUUUACUACUCUGUUUUUGCAGGUUGCAACAAGAGUAGGGGAGGGUGGUCAAGGUCAGGAGCGCCUGAAGUUAGCAAGAAAGGCAAUAAGUAGGCUUCACCAGGACAAUGAGAGCAAGGUCCGUCGAGGCCAGCUCCCCAAGAAUAUCCUGUCCCUCAAGGACGGUCUGCAAAAGGCAAUGGAGCACUUAAGUGUCAGAUUUCCUGAGCUUCUUCUGAAUGAAGAUGACCAAAAUAUUUACAUUAUUGGGAGCAGUAGUGACAUUUCUGAGGCCAAACUGUUUCUUCUGGACUCCAGCGAAGUGAGGGGUAAAAAAGAGGAUGUAUCCAGUCUUCUUAGAUCUUCUCCAUAUGAUUCAGGUUCAUCAACUCAUGCUGAUGAGCAGAGAGUCCCCCUCGACAUGUCCUCCACUGUAGAUUCUCUGGAGGAUAGGAUAGAUCAGCUGAUAAGGUCAGAAGAGGAUGCGAAGAGAGCUGAAGGAGCCACAAGGUAUAAACUAGCUGCUCGCUUUAAGGACUCAGGGCUUUCUGCAUUAGGCAGUCGACCCACUGACUUUCACCUUACGAGGGCUCUCAUCUCCCAAUAGACAAACACGACUUGGGCCAAUGUUAGGGCAUGAUGUACUGUCAGAAACAGCAGGGAUUUCUGGUCAAAGUGUCUCCAGAGCAUUAGCCCAAAACACUGGAGGGGACAUCUUGUUUAAGAGUGAAGAUGCUUUGGCAUCAACUGCUUCCAUGCAGCAUAAAACCUCCUCCAACUCACAUUCAAUUGAUACUCGACCCAAGAGUUUAACAUCCCCCCUUCACACAACUCAAUACAGCUUUUCAGGAAGUACUCCACUUUCUCCUGCUCGGUCUGGAUCCACCUUGAAGCGAGCCAGUAGUUUCUCAGGAACGCCUCUGCAGAAGGCGCAAGUUAUGAGUCAGAAGAGUCAAGACGACUCCGGCAAAUCCACAGUCAGAGCCAGAGGCAGGUCCUCUAGCUUCAGUAACCAAACAGGGAGGGACAAGCGGGAAGUCUGUAAUGCAGAGAUUACAGUUUCCAGUGUGAUGUGGAAGUACAUUAAAGAAGCAUACAACAGCCGAGUGGAAGACCUGAUUUCUGAUGUCUACAUGAAAGAGAACUACUCACAGGGCGAUGGUAGUCUGACUGUCACCUUAAGAGGGGCAAACUCAUCCAUAGUGAGUUCAUGUCGGCUAGGUUUACAGAAGCUGGUUGAUUCGGUUAGUGUAGACUUCUCUGUGCAGGCGCUGUGCCUGUCAGACCUCGGUAUCACUGACACAGCAGAUGAAACCUUACAGGCUUGUUGUGCUGAGGUGCGUAGCUUGUUCAAGAAGGUUAGCAUGCAGAUUGUUAAAAAGAACUUGUUUAUUUUAGGCCCAGGAGCGUUGUGUUCUCAGGUAGGUAUGUUACUGCAGGAGGUAUUUCCUGGAGAUUCGGCCCAAAUACCUAAACAGCAUGACUUCUCUGGCCCCUCUACCUCUGAUCGUAAUCCAUCCACAUUUUUACAAAUGAAUGAUGUCCAAAGUACCAGUUUGCAUUAUAGUAAUUGUCAGGUGAAGCUCGAUAGCAAAACAAGGAAAGCCGAUGGGACUGAUAGAAGUCAGGAAAGGAGAACGAACCAGAGAAGUGACUUGACAGAGCUGGUGAAUGGAGCUAUUAGUCAACCGUUGGUGAGGAAAGACCCUGUCAUUAAAGAGAAAGUGGAAAUUGUAGGUACAGUGGAGAUGGAUGGACAGAAGACUGAGAGAUUUGUCAACAACUCUAAAACGGUAAAUGAUGAUAGUGCGAGACAUGUGAAUGAAGUCGGGUCAACAACAACCCCUAAUGAUAAAGACCUUCACAAGAAAGUGAGAACUAUAAAUUCUACUCAGCACAGUAUGAAGCAACAACAAACAGAGAUCACCCCAGGGGAUUCCAGGUCAGAUCUGAAAGGGUGCAUCUGUGUGUGUGGUGAGAGUGAGAUGUUGACAAUGAAAACUAAGUGUGGGGCUGCCAUGUGCUCAAAGUGCCUGGACACCGUACAUGUCCACUGCAGAGUUUGCCAUGAGACACCACAGGUCAUCCACGGCAAGAUGACCUACUCCAAAAUACACGUCAGUCGCCUGUCCGGUUACACAGAAGACUCUGCGAUCAAGAUCAUUUACUGCAUUCCUGAUGGUAUCCAAGGGGAGGAUCACCCUUCUCCAGGAGAACCAUUUCAAGGAGGUACUUUUGAAGCCUACCUUCCCGACAGCGCGAAGACGAGGAAGUUGGUGCACAGGCUGAAAAAAGCAUUUAAUCAGGGACUCACCUUCACUGUGAGGGACACAGACACAGGGGCCAGGGUCACCUGGAACUGCAUCCCACACAAGACCACCCUACAUGGAGGCAAAUCAGGGAACGGUUACCCAGAUUCUUUGUACUUGACUCACUUGUCUGAGGUCUUGACCUCCAACGGGAUUGAGGAGCCACCAGCCAAGUCUUAAGAACAAAAGCAAUCUGAGGAGGACUUCUUAAGCUGUUAUAUCAUUUUGCACUAUAUUUGCAAGUUCAUGAUGUCUAAUAAUGUAUAUAGAGAUUGACAUAUUUUUAAGAUAAUAGGUUUAUAGCUCUCAUUGCAGCCAUUUUGGAUUUUUAAAUGUUAUAACCUUCCUCGCAGUAGCUUUUUUCAAGAUAGAUGAUUCAAGGUAUAUUUUUACAAACUGAGUGUAAAUGACAAAUGUGACCAACCACCCAUUGUUUCACUUAGCGUUCCUGAACGUUGUAUCACUGUCUCAGCUUUAUAUUGUAAAAAAGAAUUGCAUACUAUUUUGUAUAGUGUGCAUGGUACCAUAUAGAUAUACAUUUGCACAGUUUUGUUUACGCAAAUGAAAAGUGCGCUUAUAUAUAAAAUGUAUUAUUAUUAUUUUGUACUUUCCUGUGUAAUUUAAAGAACCAGGAAAAACAGGAGGACAUUUGUUGAAUAGUUAUUUUGUAAAGAUCUGUGUUUGUGUCUCUUUUUUCAGAAUGGGCACAUAAAUAAAAAAGCACAUCUCCUGACA
This is a messenger RNA of Cottoperca gobio, 4051 nucleotides long. RefSeq lists its product as uncharacterized. The record is from RefSeq and is a predicted model, not a curated record. Bases 1634 to 3496 code for a protein of 620 amino acids. NCBI's taxonomy places the organism in Eukaryota, Metazoa, Chordata, Actinopteri, Perciformes, Bovichtidae. The transcript is spliced from 6 exons. Gene Ontology annotation, biological process: protein ubiquitination; Notch signaling pathway. Gene Ontology annotation, molecular function: RNA binding.